AUGACCCUUCUUCAAGCUUUCACAAUCUACAUCAUCUGCGGAAGGUUCGACAAGAGGGGUCCCGAUGUCAAGCAUCUAACAUCUCUCGCUAUCAAAACUGCCCAAAAGAAUGGCUUGGACAAAAUUGACAGCAAUUCAAUGCUUUCUCCCUUCGAGAGUGAAAUGCGGCGUCGAAUUUGGUGGCAGCUGUAUACACUAGAUGUCCGAAAUGCCGAAGACCAUGGCUUGGAGCCAUGCAUAUCAGAGCCCUCGGUUACGACACGGCUUCCGCUGAGCAUCAAUGAUUUGAAUCUCCAUCCCGGAAUGAGUGAAAUACGCCAAUCAAGCUCAGAAAGAACAGAGAUGCUAUUCACUCUCAAUAGACACAAUACUAGCACUCUCGUUCGCCGAAUCAUGUUCUCAGACAGUUUCUGUCAACAGAAUGCCUAUCCGGUUUUAUCGAUAUCAGAAAAGUGUGAUGAGAUUGAUAUAGCCCGAGAAAAGAUUGAGGAGCAGAUAUUAGCUCUUUGCAAUCAUGAUAUUCCGGUGGAUUACAUUACUGCAGCUUCCAGUCGGCUGGUCCUUGCCAAGCUCAAGCUCAACGUGAUCAAACCAAAGGCCAGACAGAACCAGCAUAUCAUAACCCAGGAAGGGUUUCGGCGCACUUGCGUGGAAAUCUUGAAAAGUGCCCGCGCACUUCGCUGUUAUGAGAAUGGAAAGCAAUGGCUCUGGCUUUUCCAAACGUAUGUGGAGUGGGAUGCUCUGACGUACCUCUUCAUCAAUCUAUCUCUGGUUCCGUCGGGUAGCACAACCGACUCCGCAUGGCAAGCAGCAGAGGAUAUAUACGAGUACUGGAGGAAUCAUAGCGAAGUUGUCUUCGAUGAUCGAUGGAAACAGAUCGAGGGUCUACGCUCGCAUGCUUUUUCGGCAAGACAGAUGUACCGCGAUAAUCCAGCUCAAUUCGGCCCAUUGCCGACUGAAUUUGAUAGCCCUGGAGGACCGUCAAUGAUGCUAUCGACACGAGUGGAAGAGGCUGGGCUAGGUGGAGGUCAUGCUGGCGACUUGAACCUGCAAUCUGAAAUUACGGGGGGGACGUAUAAUCCCCAGCCAACAGAUGCGAUGGGAGUUCAGGCGAGUUCACAAGGCAAAUUGACAGAGGCGUGUGCGAAUGUACUGGAACCUGGUUCUAGCGUAGACCCUUUGGAUAUCUCGAUUCCUACGACCGGAACAUCCUGUCAGUGGAGCGCGGCUCUUUUCGAUCGCUAUUUUCAAGUGUUAGAUUCAGAACAGAACAUGGCUAUGUCAUGGUUAUGA
This is a messenger RNA of Penicillium chermesinum, 1293 nucleotides long. RefSeq names its product fungal specific transcription factor domain-containing protein. The coding region runs from base 1 to 1293 and encodes 430 amino acids. Gene Ontology annotation, biological process: DNA-templated transcription. Gene Ontology annotation, molecular function: zinc ion binding; DNA binding. The transcript has 2 exons. NCBI's taxonomy places the organism in Eukaryota, Fungi, Ascomycota, Eurotiomycetes, Eurotiales, Aspergillaceae. The record is from RefSeq and is a predicted model, not a curated record.